AUGUUUUCACAAUUUACAAAACGUUUAGCUACAAAGAACUUUGCCAAUAAACUAUCUUCAAAAUUGGUAGUCGGUGGUGUCGCUACAGCAGGUUUGACCUCUUCUGCUUUGCUAUACGCUGACUCUUUAACUGCCAAUGCCUUGACUGCUGCUGAACAUGGUUUACAUGCUCCUGCUUUCGAUUGGUCUCACAAUGGUCCUUUCGAAACUUUCGACCAUGCUUCAAUUAGAAGAGGUUACCAAGUCUAUAGAGAAGUCUGUGCCGCUUGUCAUUCCCUAGACAGAGUUGCCUGGAGAACUAUGAUCGGUGUAGCAUUCACAAACCAAGAAGUACGUGACAUGGCUGCCGAAUUCGAAUACGAUGAUGAACCUGAUGAACAAGGUAACCCAAGAAAGAGACCAGGUAAGAUCGCUGACUACAUCCAAGCUCCUUACGAAAAUGAACAAGCUGCAAGAGCCGCAAACCAAGGUGCUUUACCUCCAGAUUUAUCAUUGAUCGUUAAAGCUAGACACGGUGCUGCAGACUACAUCUUCGCCUUAUUAACUGGUUAUCCUGAUGAUCCUCCAGCUGGUGUCGUCUUACCAGAAGGUGCCAACUACAACCCUUACUUCCCAGGUGGUUCAAUUGCUAUGGCUAGAGUCUUAUUCGAUGAAUUAGUCGAAUACGAAGACGGUACCCCUGCUACUACCUCUCAAAUGGCUAAGGAUGUUACUACUUUCUUGAACUGGUGUGCUGAACCAGAACACGAUGAAAGAAAGAGAUUAGGUUUAAAGACCAUUACCAUCUUAUCUACUUUGUUCCUAUUAUCCGUAUGGAUCAAGAAAUUCAAGUGGGCUGGUAUCAAGACCAGACAAUUCAAAUUCAACCCACCAAAGACUUCUGGUAAGAAAUAA
Messenger RNA from Vanderwaltozyma polyspora DSM 70294, 894 nucleotides. RefSeq names its product ubiquinol--cytochrome-c reductase catalytic subunit CYT1 (gene CYT1). Gene Ontology annotation, molecular function: electron transfer activity; heme binding. Bases 1 to 894 code for a protein of 297 amino acids. Lineage: Eukaryota; Fungi; Ascomycota; Saccharomycetes; Saccharomycetales; Saccharomycetaceae. The transcript has a single exon. Gene Ontology annotation, biological process: mitochondrial electron transport, ubiquinol to cytochrome c. The record is from RefSeq and is a predicted model, not a curated record.